This is a messenger RNA of Entelurus aequoreus (snake pipefish), 6113 nucleotides long. It is a transcript of the gene cln6a, whose product is annotated as CLN6 transmembrane ER protein a. Bases 128 to 1036 code for a protein of 302 amino acids. Lineage: Eukaryota; Metazoa; Chordata; Actinopteri; Syngnathiformes; Syngnathidae. The transcript is spliced from 8 exons. The record is from RefSeq and is a predicted model, not a curated record.
AAGGCGGGCCCACCAACACUGUAAACAGGAAAUGAACGACUCGUGACAAAAACAUGUCUUAUAAAGAGUAAUUCCGCGACUUUUUUCCACUACAACAUUGCACCUUUAUCGAGACAAGGCACCAAAAAUGCAGACACUACGGCAACGUCGGCUCAACGAGUUGAAGUUUGAAACCAAAAAAACAAACAGCACCAGUGAAAACAUGUCGCAGAAGAAAAAGUCAGGCUUCCAUUUCGACUUGUGGCUUUACCUGACCCUGCAGAACUGGAUUCUAGACUUCGGAAGGCCUAUUGUCAUGAUCAUGCUUCCACUCGAGUGGUUCCCACUGAAUAAACCAAGCGCCGGAGACUAUUUCCACAUGGCCUACAAUGUGAUAACACCCUUCCUCAUACUGAGGUUGAUUGAGCGCAGUCCAAGGGCAUUGCCUCGCUCAGCAGUCUACCUCUGCAUCAUUACUUUUGUCAUGGGAGCCAGCAUCCACCUGGUGGGAGACUCCAUCAACCACAGACUCAUCCUGAGUGGCUACCAGCUCCAUCUGUCAGUCAGAGAGAAUCCGAUCAUCAAAGACUUAAAACCUGCCUCGCUGAUUGACUCCUUUGAAUUGCUGUAUUACUACGAUGAACACCUUGGACAUUUAAUGUGGUAUAUUCCCUUCUUUGUCAUUCUCUUCAUUUACUUCACCGGAUGUUUCACUGAGGCUACAGAGCAGCAGAAGAUCCCAGUCAAAGGCCAGCUGUUGAUUAUACCCAGCGCACUAUAUUACUGGUACUUGGUCACUGAAGGACAAAUCACUGAGCUCUUCCUCCUCACCUUCUUUGCAAUGGGGGUCAUGAUGAUUCACCAGAGACAUACAGGCUUAAGCCCUGACAACAAUGGACUUUUCUUGUUCUAUAGUUUCAGUCUUACUUUGCUUCUAGUGGCACUUUGGGUUUUUUACCUAUGGAAUGACCCUGUGCUGCGCAACAAGUACCCUGGAUUAAUGUAUGUGCCGGAACCUUGGUCCUACUACACACUACAUAUAAAGAAAACCCACUGAAUUACGUCUGUUCAGAUACAGACAGUAGCCUGGCUUGAAGCAAACACCUACGGUUUCACUCUCUGUUUUGUUUUACACUUGCAAAUGUCUGUUAGUAGUAAUAUUGAGUUAUUUGACAUAUAUGGCUGAGUUCAAAUUUUCGACCAGUGGUUCUCAAACUUUUUUCACCAAAUACCACCCCAGUAAACACUUGGCUUUCCAAGUACCACCAUAAUGACCAACAUUAAAAUACAGUAGCAUAGUAGGCCCAAAUAUUAAUUAAAAAAACUAGGCAGAGAUUUUAUUUAACAAGUAUAUUUAAUAUUUUGGCUACUAUAACAUUACACACAGUUUGAUCAGUAACACUGUGUUUGAAUAUUUAAUUAUAGAGCUCACAGGUAUUUAGGCCGCACUUACCAAGUUUUAGAAGAAAUAAUCAUUUUUACAUAUAUUAGCCGCACCGGAUCAUAAGCCGCAGAUACACCGGUAUGGACCCACUAGCUGCGGAAGCUACCUCUCCAAUUAGCUAAACAGGCUCAAUAACUCAACAGUGACGUUUUGGUGAAAUAACGAAACUGAAACAAUACAAAAAGAAUGCCAUUGUAAGGUAAGAAUUCUAACAGACACUUGUAAACGUAUUAGCAUAAUCGCUAGUGCGACUAAUGCUAGCUUGAUUACAUCACGAAAGCGCAUACAAAGAAAACGCCACUACGGACAUCACAAAUGGGAUGGUUUCGUAAGUAUGAAUUGUUAUAUUGUAAAACUUACAAAUGUUUCUUGAAGUGAUGAGUAAAGAAUCCUUUCAAUCAGAAACGCUAUAGAAGAAUAGACGAGAGGGGAUAUACUUCCUCUUCAAGGCACGACACAGGAAGUACAUUUUCAACCCGCAGCCCCUGCUGUGAGCAAACUUAUCCAAAAGAUGGCGACUUCACACAAACAACAACUUUUCAGUGUCUCUGUCGGUGUUGAAAACUAUUUGUAAAAUACAAAACAUUAUAGUCGUUAGCCAAGAAAAAUCCAUAAAUUAGCUGCAUCAAUUUGUAAGCCACAGGGUUCAUAGCGUAGUACAAAAGUAGCGGCUUAUAGUCUGAAAAAUACGGUAAGUCAUUCUGUGGCGUACCACUAGAUAGAGCCUGUGUAUCGCAGUUUGAGAAUCACUGUUUUAGACCAAUUGGAAAGUUGGAUUUUCCGAACAGGCAUUUUGUUAUGAUAAGAGACAGUGUAUCGUCAAACUAGGGCUGCCAACCGUCCCUUGAAAAACGCAAUCGUACCAUAUUUAGAGACAAAAGCAUGCAUUCUGUGUUGCGCUGUCAAGGGACGCACUUUGUCCCAUAUUUUUAUGACUGUGAGAAUAGAAAAAUAGUGUCAAUUAGAAAUAGAUUCCAUCGAAUAAAGUCAGCGUCACAACAGUUCGCCAUUUUGUCUGAUGGCUGAUCUAUCAAACUCAUUGCAGUUCAAUUUUCUGCCAUUUUUGAGUAUUGGCUUUGUCUUGGCUGUCACACUAGUAGCUGCCGCCGUGGUUCUGGCAAUCGGAUUUCAAAGGUGACUUUUUACUGCAGUGACAUUUUGUCUGGGAAAAAAAGCAAUUGGGGACGUUCGUAGAUCGUUUUUAUCCGACGUAAAAGCUACACAUGUGGGUUUCACUUACAUGCUAGCUCAUCUUUUUAGUAACUCUGUUUUCUUGUUGUCAUUGUGAUUAUGUCUCGUCAUCUUGUGUUUUUAGGUUGUUGAACAUACACAUAAUAAUACAGGAGUACAACAUACAGUAACUAAUAAUAAGGUCAAAUAAUAUUUGCUUCAACUAGUAUUUUUACAAGUGUUAAAUUCAGACAAUGUUUCUAUUUAAUGACAAAUUACCACAAUAAAGCAUAACCACAUUGUAGCAUAAAGACAAAGACAGUAUAUAUUCCGAUCUGCCUCAUGAAUAAAGCACAAUGGAAAUGUUGCCAGCCAUAUAAAUAAGACACAUAUCUCAACUUGCCUUUGUUUUUGCUUAAGUAGUUCAUACAGUGAUGAAGGUUGCAGACCUGAUCUAUCAAAGCUGCACACGGAAUAUAUACUGUUUAAAGUUAAGCAGUACAAACUUCUGUCUAAAACACAGGGGUCAAACUCAAGGCCCGCGGGCCAUAUCUGGCCCGUCACAUCAUUUUAUAUGGCCCGCGAACGCCCUAGGAAAAUAUGCAUCAAUGAAGUACCUUAUCUUUUCAUACUAUUUUUGUAUCUGUUAUUUCCAUUUUGACAAAAAAAAAUAUAUGCACUGCAUGAAAUUGCAUACCUUUUUAAAUUUUUAACACUAUGCAAUAUUGCAACAAAUAAUAUAUUACCAUAGUUUCCACACAUUUUUAUUUGUUAAAAUAAAAAAUAAAUACUUCAAUAUCUGCUUAACUUAUGGUUUCAAAGCAAGUUAUCCAUUAAAUUGUACACUGUAAAGAGGACAAUAGAUAUUAUGUUAAAACAUUUUUUUUUAGAGCAUUUCAACUGAAAACUGUAAAUUGAAAAAAACUCUACCACUGUUUUAAUAUAAACAUUUUUUUUUUACUGUAAAAUCUACGGUUGUUGUUACUGUUAAUGGAAAAAUGGUACCACAGUUAUUUUAUGGUAACAAACUGGCAGCUCAGUUGCCAGAAUUUAAAAAAAUAACAGUGGUACUGUUUUUCUAUUUACAGUAAUAUGUUAAACAAACUACCUUAAAUUUUACAGUAAGAUUCUGGCAACUAAGCUGCCAGUAUUUUACCGUAAAAUAACUGUGGUACCAUUUUAAAAUGGUAAAUAAACAGUGGGUACUGUUUUCCAUCUACUGUAAUAUAAUGUUUUAAAAAAUCUGUAGAUUUUGCAUUAAAAAAAUGGUGACCAGAAUUUUAAUAUGAAAUAUACAAUUUUUUUUUUUACAGAAUAUAUUUAAUAAUAAAAUCCACAGGCAAACUCGUAAAUGAUUCACUGUCCCUCUGAUGGCAGUCAUAACUGCGACGUGGCCUCAAUGAAAACGAGUUUGACUCGCCUGGUUUAAAAAAAAUACUUAUUUUUAUUCUUAGAUAAGCAGAAACUAUUUUAUAUUUUUAUGUUUUAUUCAAGCAGGAAUUUAAUUUCAUUUUGUUCUGUUAAUUUUAUUAUUUUGGACUAAAAAAAGGAUUAUUGAAAAGUCGUUUCUCAUAUCACUCGUACCCGUGCAUAUAAUUAAAUUCUGCUUGGAGUCAAAAAGUUCUGUCUGUGUGUAGAUUGUCAGACAUCAGGUCCUUUAAUUCACAAAAAAAUGAAUGGAUGCAACUCUGAAACAUCUUCAACCAACAAGAAGAGUCCAGUUACCUUUAUUUACCCUUGUGGAUAUUAUAAAAACUCCUUUCCCGCGAAUAAAAAUGAGUUGACCAGCAAAGUGUCCAUUAUUUUUUUGUAGGGACUUGGCAACCCAAAGUGGAACACUUAUAAAUUUGUAGUUUUCCGAAACAUAUCUGAACACCUUAUGUCAGUGAAUGUUGACAGAAUUAAUACUGUAAGUACACUAAUGUGCUAGCUUGUUUUGCUCGUAAACGAGCAUAUUACCAGUUUAUGAGUUUAUCAUAAUUUGGUUAUCAAUUCCACUUUUCCAAAAAUUUAAUUUAAAACAGUAAUAACUGUGGGGGUUUUUACUGCUGUUUAUCAUUAAUACCAUCCAUCCAUCCAUCCAUCCAUCCAUCCAUCCAUCCAUCCAUCUUCUUCCGCUUAUCCGAGGUCGGGUCGUGGGGGCAGCAGCCUAAACAGGGAAGCCCAGACUUCCCUCUCCCCAGCCACUUCGUCCAGCUCUUCCCGGGGGAUCCCGAGGCGUUCCCAGGCCAGCCGGGAGACAUAGUUUUCCCAACGUGUCCUGGGUCUUCCCCGUGGCCUCCUACCGGUCGGACGUGCCCUAAACACCUCCCUAGGGAGGCGUUCGGGUGGCAUCCUGACCAGAUGCCCGAACCACCUCAUCUGGCUCCUCUCGAUGUGGAGGAGCAGCGGCUUUACUUUGAGCUCCCCCCGGAUGGCAGAGCUUCUCACCCUAUCUCUAAGGGAGAGGCCCGCCACCCGGCGGAGGAAACUAAUUUCGGCCGCUUGUACCCGUGAUCUUGUCCUUUCGGUCAUAACCCAAAGCUCAUGACCAUAGGUGAGGAUGGGAACGUAGAUCGACCGGUAAAUUGAGAGCUUUGCCUUCCGGCUCAGCUCCUUCUUCACCACAACGGAUCGAUACAGCGUCCGCAUUACUGAAGACGCCGCACCGAUCCGCCUGUCGAUCUCACGAUCCACUCUUCCCUCACUCGUUAACAACACUCCAAGGUACUUGAACUCCUCCACUUGGGGCAGGGUCUCCUCCGCAACCCGGAGAUGGCACUCCACCUUUUUCCGGGCGAGAACCAUGGACUCGGACUUGGAGGUGCUGAUUCUCAUCCCAGUCGCUUCACACUCAGCUGCGAACCGAUCCAGUGAGAGCUGAAGAUCCUGGCCAGAUGAAGCCAUCAGGACCACAUCAUCUGCAAAAAGCAGAGACCUAAUCCUGCAGCCACCAAACCAGAUCCCCUCAACGCCAUGACUGCGCCUAGAAAUUCUGUCCAUAAAAGUUAUGAACAGAAUCGGUGACAAAGGGCAGCCUUGGCGGAGUCCAACCCUCACUGGAAACGUGUCCGACUUACUGCCGGCAAUGCGGACCAAACUCUGGCACUGAUCAUACAGGGAGUGGACCGCCACAAUGAGACAGUCCGAUACCCCAUACUCUCUGAGCACUCCCCACAGGACUUCCCGAGGGACACGAUCGAAUGCCUUCUCCAAGUCCACAAAACACGUGUAGACUGGUUGGGCAAACUCCCAUGCACCCUCAAGGACCCUGCCGAGAGUAUAGAGCUGGUCCACAGUUCCACGACCAGGACGAAAACCACACUGUUCCUCUUGAAUCCGAGGUUCGACUAUCCGGCGUAGCCUCCUCUCCAGCACACCUGAAUAGACCUUACCAGGAAGGCUGAGGCAUACUUGCCAACCCUCCCGUUUUUAGCGGGAGAAUCCCGAUAUUCAGCGCCUCUCCCGACAACCUCCCGACAGAGAUUUUCUCCCGACAAACUCCCGGUAUUCAGCCGGAGCUGGAGGUCACGCCCCCCCC